This is a messenger RNA of Neogale vison (American mink), 3978 nucleotides long. It is a transcript of the gene ANKRD6, whose product is annotated as ankyrin repeat domain 6. Lineage: Eukaryota; Metazoa; Chordata; Mammalia; Carnivora; Mustelidae. The record is from RefSeq and is a predicted model, not a curated record. Gene Ontology annotation, molecular function: protein binding. The transcript has 12 exons. Bases 1230 to 3050 code for a protein of 606 amino acids.
AUGUCCCAAAUGACAGAAUUUCUUUCUUUUUUUAAGGUUGAAUGAGCCUCUGUUGUGUAAGAACAUUCUGUUGUGUAAGAACUUACUCAGGGAGUGUAUCAGCCUCAGUCUGGGGAAGAAGUACUCGUUACUCAGAACGGAAAAACACCCACUGCCUAUAUAUUCCCACUUAGGUCACAUUUUCUAAAUGUCAGCUCCCAAAGUACAAUCCAUACACAAUAAAGUUCAGCCUCUUAGGUAUAUUGUAUGAGUUUUGACAAAUGUACACAGUUGUGUGAUCACCUCCACAAUCAAGAUAUAGAAUGUUUCCAUCGCCCCAAAGACUUCCUUUAUGUCCCUGGGUGGCGAUCUCCCACCCACCCACCUCCUGGCCCCCAGCUCCUGGCAACUGCCGACCUGCUGGGCCUUUCCCAGAACAUCAUGUAAAGCAAUCGUAGAGUAUGCAGCAGCAUUUCAUGCCUGACAUCUUCUUCUCACGUUUUUGAGCCUCCUCCAUGUUACAUGUGAGACUAGUUCGUUCCAUUUCUCGCUCAGUAAUAGUCCAGUGUCUGAAUAUACCAUCAUUUGUGUGUUCUAACCCGCGGUUUUUAAUUUUCUCAAUCCAAGUAUUUUUCAGGGUAAUUGAUAUUUUCUUAUUAACAAAGCAAAGCUUGGUGUAUGGUUCUAGAACCAUCAGAUUCCUUUUAUUUCAACACGUUAAGUAACUGCCACGAAGCCAACACCUUUGAGACAACCUACUGCCAGUGCUGUAAAAAUUACACCAAGCCAGGCGCCGAACCCUUGCACCGGGAAUGGAGUGUUUAAAAUGUGGGCCGAUCCUUUGUUUUUGAGACCGAAGCUAGCAGUGGCUCUCUACCUGUCUGUGCUUUAAAAUCUCCUGAAAAACUUUAAAUAAAAACCAUGGGGGGAGGGAGUAAACUCACCUGGUAACCAGGCCUAGAGUGACAGGCUGUCCCACUUUUCCCUGGGUCCAGGGCUUUCCGGAGUUGAGGACUUCUGGGGCUGACACCUGACCCGCCCAGACUCCACUCCCAGGCCAAGUAAAUCAGAGUCCCUGGAAGGGUUGCCGCUGACCACCCUUAGUCUUAACAGCUCCCCCAGGUGACUCUGAUGCAGUAGAAGGUUGAUAACGAGGGAGCUCACUAAGCCCUCAGGCUUGUAACCUUCAGGCUCUUUGGAGGGAGCAGUGAGCAAGAAAGAUUCUACCCAGGCUACUUAGAGCAAAGGGUAUGAGAGGGGAGGCGGGAAACACCGCUCUGCACCUGGCCUGCCAGAACAGCCACUCCCAGAGCACACGCGUCCUCCUGCUGGGCGGGUCCCGUGCCGACCUCAAAAAUAAUUAUCUGCUCAGAUUGUGCUCAGAGUUUGAUUUCUGUCCGCAGGCAGGCGACACCUGUUUGCACGUUGCUGCACGCUAUAAUCACUUGUCCAUCAUUAAGCUCCUCCUCAGUGCUUUCUGUUCUGUCCAUGAAAAGAACCAGGCUGGAGACACAGCACUUCAUGUUGCUGCUGCCCUAAAUCACAAGAAGGUGGUUAAAAUCUUACUGGAAGCUGGAGCAGAUGGGACCAUUGUUAAUAAUGCAGGCCAGACUCCACUGGAGACUGCGCGCUACCACAAUAAUCCGGAAGUUGCUCUUCUCCUCACUAAAGCUCCCCAGGUCUUGCGCUUCAGUCGUGGGCGAAGCCUGAGGAAAAAGAGAGAGAGGCUCAAGGAAGAGAGGAGAGCUCAGUCUGUGCCAAGAGAUGAGGUGGCACAAAGCAAGGGAAGUGUCUCAGCAGGAGACACCCCCAGCAGCGAACAUGCUGUACCCAGAAAAGAAGAGACCAGAGAAGAUUUCCUGUCUGCCUCCCCAGAGCCCAGAGCAAAGGACAAUCGGCAGAGAAAGUCAAGGCCCAAGGUGUCUGCGUUUUCUGACCCCACCCCACCAGCAGACCAGCAGCCUGGACACCAGAAGAGUGCGCAUGCUCAUAAUCCUCCUAGAAAGAGGCCCCGGCACCGAUGCUCCCCCCCGCCCCCUCCCCAUGAGUUCAGAGCCUACCAGCUCUACACGCUGUACCGGGGCAAGGAUGGGAAAGUGAUGCAGGCACCGAUCAAUGGUUGUCGAUGUGAACCCCUAAUCAACAAGCUGGAGAACCAGCUGGAGGCAGCUGUGGAGGAGAUCAGAGCAGAGCUGGGGUCUGUGCAGGAUAAAAUGAACACAAAGCUGGGACACAUGGAGGGCAAGACCCAGCACCAGAUGCGUGUUUUGGACAAGCUGAUGGUGGAGCGGCUCUCAGCCGAGAGAACCGAGUGCCUGAACCGCCUGCAGCAGCACUCCGACGCCGAGAAGCACGAGGGAGAGAAACGACAGACAUCACUGGUGGAUGAAUUAAAAACCUGGUGCAUGCUAAAGAUUCAGAAUCUGGAGCUGAAGCUUUCUGGAGAUUCUAGGGCCUCUAGGACCAAAUCCACACCAUCUACUUGCGAGUCCUCUACAGGUGUGGAUCAGUCAGUGGUCACUGCAGGUCCAGUAGCAGCUUCUGACAGUUCUCCUCAGGUGGUGAGGCCCAAGGAAAAGGCCUUCAACUCCACUGCUACCCACCGACUACAGCAGGAGCUGUCUUCCUCAGACUGUACAGGCUCUCGACUGCGGAAUGUCAAGGUCCAGACAGCCUUGCUACCCUUGAAAGAGGCAGCCAGAUAUGAUCAGCAGGCUGGGCCCUGUGUUGACAGAGGCACCCAAACCAAGAAGUCUGGGAGAAGUGGGCAGACAAGGCAUCGGACCCAGCACCCAGCACCCAGCAACCCCUGUGGGCUGCCGCCACCAGCAGCAGGCAGUGAGCAGACCGCUCCUCACAUUCGAGAUACCUCCCAAGCUUUGGAGAUCACCCAGUAUUUUUUUGAGGCCGUUUCUACCCAGAUGGAAAAGUGGUAUGAAAGGAAGAUUGAGGAAGCACGAAGCCAAGCCAGUCAGAAGGCCCAGCAAGACAAGGCCACCCUGAAGGAACAUAUUAAAAGUUUAGAAGAAGAACUUGCUAAACUAAGGACGAAGGUGCAGAAGGAAAAUUAGGACCUGGGGAGCAGCACAAGAAGGGAUUCCUGGCUUUGCAGCUCUAGAAGAGCUACGGCCAACAUAUCCGUUAUCAUGCUCAUGGCAGACUUGCCUUUCAAAAAACAGUUGAAUUUCUGAAAUGUGCCAGACCUGUGCUUCCCGUGCUCUGAAGUUAUGACGACUUCAGCAGUGAGACUGAAACCAGGGGACACUUGCUUAGUUGCAGGUUUCAUUACAAAUUCAUAACCUCAGACCGGGGUCAUCUGAGGUUCAAAAGCUCAGAUUAGGUGAGCCAUGCUAAGCAACUAUAUGAUGCGUCGAGCCUAAACCCUAAAAUUCAGGAUGUAUGAAAUAAUUUAAGUCAAAAGGAAGAAGAAAAGCAAAUCCCUUGUGAACGCCGGUGGCCGUUCAUGUGGUGCACACCAGCUGGGCCCAGAAAAGAGUAUCUUUCUGUAAGAACUGUGGCUGAGAUGCACACAUCCCCUCUCAAAUUCCUACUUCUCAAAAUGCUGACCUUUUAACUAGAUGAAAACUUAUCAAAUAGAUUUGGAGGAGAAAAAGAUUUUCAUGAUGUCACUAGAUCCAGUAUAUCUUAAAAGAUUUUGCAGAGUUGGUGGGUACUUAAAAUAAUGAGGAAUUGGCUAAUAGCACUGGGAACGUUUGUUAAUAAACUCGAGAAACAUUCAAAUCAAUGGUCAUUGUUUCUGUAUUUUCAGUCAAAAUACCGUAACAUUAUGAUGGAUUAAUCCUACUGAUUUUAAAGAUUACUGGAAAAACAUUCAUCUAAAAACUACCUGAAACUUUUAUCUUUAAUCACACCUGAUCAUCCAAGAGUACCUUUCUAAAUUUGAGCUUAUCGGUCUACAUUUUAUAAAGAAGUAAGGCUAUUUCUUUUGAAAGUAUUUCACUUCUAAUUGUGUCCUAUCAUUAAAGAGCCUCAAAAGUU